Phasianus colchicus (ring-necked pheasant) is the source of this 1983-nucleotide messenger RNA. It is a transcript of the gene ALG10, whose product is annotated as ALG10 alpha-1,2-glucosyltransferase. Gene Ontology annotation, cellular component: endoplasmic reticulum. Gene Ontology annotation, molecular function: dolichyl pyrophosphate Glc2Man9GlcNAc2 alpha-1,2-glucosyltransferase activity. NCBI's taxonomy places the organism in Eukaryota, Metazoa, Chordata, Aves, Galliformes, Phasianidae. The record is from RefSeq and is a predicted model, not a curated record. Gene Ontology annotation, biological process: dolichol-linked oligosaccharide biosynthetic process; protein N-linked glycosylation.
CCGGACGCGCGGCCGCUUCCCGGCGGCAGCAUGGAGGGGGUGGAGGCGUACGGCUUCUCGGCCGCCAUGAGCGGCGCCUUCCUGCUCUCGUCGCUGCUCUUCGCCGCCGUCAACCGCCGCCUGCGGGAGCCCUACAUGGACGAGGUUUUCCACGUCCCGCAGGCGCAGGCCUACUGCCAGGGCCGCUUCCUGCAGUGGGAUCCCAUGAUCACCACCCCCCCGGGUCUGUACCUGCUGUCGGUUGGCGUGGUGAAGCCAGCAGCCUGGCUCUUUGGCUGGACGGGCAGCAUGGUGUGUUCCACCGGCAUGCUCAGGUUCAUCAACCUCCUCAUCAGCGCUGGCAACUUCUACCUGCUGUACUUGCUUCUGCUGAAGAUCCAUCAGAAAAAUAAGGCUGUGUCAGGUUUCCAGAGAAUCUUGUCUUCAUUAACUCUUGCAACAUUUCCCACCCUUUAUUUUUUUACAUUUCUUUAUUAUACGGACACAGGAUCGGUAUUUUUUACUCUCUUUGCAUAUUUAAUGUGCCUUUAUGGUAACCAUAAAGCUUCAGCUCUGCUUGGAUUUUGUGCUUUCAUGUUUCGUCAGACAAAUAUCGUGUGGACAGUUUUUUGUGCUGGAAAUGUUGUUGCAGAAAAGUUAAAUGAAGCCUGGAAGACAGAGCUACUGAAAAAGAAAGAUGAAAGGAUCUCUUCCAUGAGAACAUCAUUUUCCGAUCUGACCUUAAUCACGCGAUUUCUUAUUGAAUAUCUCAUAUCUCCUAAAAACUUAAUUACACUGAUUGCUUUGACAUGGCCAUACAUUGUAUUAGUAACUGCGUUCUUUGUUUUUGUCUUCGUCAAUGGUGGAAUAGUUGUUGGUGACAGAAGUAGCCAUGAAGCCUGCUUGCACUUCCCCCAGCUGUUCUAUUUUUUGUCCUUUACUCUCUUUUUUUCCUUCCCUCAUUUACUGACCCCUACUAAAAUCAGGAAAUUCCUGCAGUCGUUGCGAAGGCACCGUGUGCAGUACAUCCUAAUCACUGCCAUCUCUUUGUUCUUGAUUUGGAACUUUACCUAUGUUCAUAAGUAUUUGCUAGCAGAUAAUAGACAUUACACAUUCUAUGUCUGGAGAAAAAUCUUCCAAAGACAUGAGCUUGUAAAAUAUGUGUUAGUUCCAGCCUAUAUAUUUGCUGGCUGGAGUUUUGUUGAUACAAUAAAAUCAAAAUCGAUAUUCUGGAUCUUAAUGUAUUUUGUAUGUUUAUUAUCAGUCACAGUUCCCCAGAAGCUGUUAGAGUUCCGUUACUUUAUUUUGCCAUUCUUAAUAUACAGGCUCAAUAUUCCAUUCCCACCCGUUUAUAGACAACUUGUUGAGUUGGCUUUUUACAUUGUUGUGAAUGCAGCAACAUUUUAUCUUUUCCUAAACAAAACAUUCCAGUGGCCGAAUAGUGUAGAAAUCCAGAGGUUUAUGUGGUGACUUUUUUUAACCUUUGUACCCUAAUGGAAAGCCAAUUCUGUUUCAGAACUGUGGGCUCUGGAACAAAGUACCAUGUUUUGUAUUAUAUAUGGACUAUUUUUUUCCCCAGAGGACUGGAGAAGGAAUGAAGUUGCUUACGUUCUUGGAACUGAAUGUGAUAUGUUAUAAUGUGCAGAUAUUGAAUUUCUGAACUCCUAGAAUUCAUUUGGUAGGAGAUGAAAUUUGGGAACACUUAGCAGUAAUUAAUGUGAAACAUGGGAGAUGUUUACAGCCAUUAUUCAUUAUAAUAUAUUAUCUAAUGUACUUCAAGAUAUGAUAGUUUCUGUUUCAGAGGUUUGUCUUUAAAACAGCAUGUCUAAUUGGGAUGCAUAUUUCCUCUUUGAAACAGGCUGCUUCCAUGUAUGCCUGCUAAAAGUCAAGGUAUGAAGCACUGCUCAGUGAUAAUGUUUUCAAAAACACCUACAUCCUACAACCUACUGAAUUUUCUGGAUUUUUUUUUCUUUGGUCAAUAAAUGCUUACAUGAGUUUUGCAAA